Bombus huntii is the source of this 12397-nucleotide messenger RNA. RefSeq names its product ras-specific guanine nucleotide-releasing factor 1-like. Gene Ontology annotation, biological process: Ras protein signal transduction; positive regulation of GTPase activity. NCBI's taxonomy places the organism in Eukaryota, Metazoa, Arthropoda, Insecta, Hymenoptera, Apidae. The record is from RefSeq and is a predicted model, not a curated record. Gene Ontology annotation, molecular function: protein binding; guanyl-nucleotide exchange factor activity. Gene Ontology annotation, cellular component: plasma membrane. Bases 651 to 5249 code for a protein of 1532 amino acids. The transcript has 27 exons.
GAGAAAAGGCAGAGCAGAGGAGGCAGCCCCGUGAACCCGUGGCGAUGCCUCUGGGUAGGCACGUCGCGACUCCCGAUGCCGAAACAUCCUCGACCAUGUCGGGUGCCGGUAACGGGCCACCAGUUUCCACGUUCUCGUUCGUACAACGGCCGUCCUCAUCCUGGUCACCUGGCCCGACCUCGUUACUGCUGCUCGCCGGACCAACUCGAUUAAUAAUCGUUUAAUCGGUCCUCGUACCUUCUCUCCAGCCGACUAGAGACACGCUCGUUCGCGCCGCAUCCGCCUCGACGCUGCCGCCGCAUCCUCGGACAUCCGUGGCCGAGGGAAUACAUAUAUAUUUAGAGAGGCAGACUACUGUGGAGGGGGGACUGUGAAUCUGGAGCACGAACAGGUGGUGCAACAUCAGUCGAGAACUGGAGAGGAUAGAUAUAUCGGGGGAAGAAGUAACAGAACCGUGGUGGGACGCGUUGUUGAAGAGGCUCAAGAAAUUGGAGUUCCUAAGAUACUUAUACCACGAUAAACGUCCGUGCGCAACAUCACGACAGCACGGUGCUAUUUUCUACGUCAUCGCACCCUAUACAAGGUAUUCUGGACAAUCAAUAUUUAUCGCGUGGAUCGUCGAAAAGAAGCUUCGCCAACGACCUGUGAUCAUGCUCAGCCCAAAGAUGCAAAGAACUGUGAGGGUGAACGACUCGCAGCUCAUCAUGCUCUCGGAAAAAGCUCAUUACGAUCACUCGUUCACUGGAUAUUUGCACAAACGAACCGCCGACUCGGCCAAGUGGCAAUUACGAUGGUUCGUUUUAUAUCAGAAUUUGCUGUUCUACUAUGAAAAUGAAAGCUGUUCGAGACCCAGCGGUGUUGUUUUGUUGGAGGGUUGCUACUGCGAUCGCCUCAUCACCGCCAAAGGCAAAGAGCCAGAUAAACAGCACUGUUUCGCGAUAUCCUAUAGAAGGGAGAAUCAACGAUCAUACGAGCUAAAAGCGGCUACAGAGUCAGACUGCAAAACGUGGAUCGAAGCUAUACGAGAAGCUAGUUUCAACAGAUUGCUGUUGCAAAAGGAGGAGCUCGAGCAGAAGCAUUUGCACCUGUUGCAGAUUGUCGAGUCCGAGAAGACGGCCAAGUGGCAGUACACACAGCAAUGCGAGGAGCUCGCAUCAGAAAUAAAGAAGCUCCGAGGAGAACUGUGCACCCUGAAGAAAGAGUUAAGGCCUGUAGCUUCGUCGUAUACAGGAAGACCGGGAGUUCAAAGGACCAUGUCCCAAGGCACUGGCAGUUUAUACAUAUCGGGAUCCACUUUUGGAUACGAGGCACAUGGUUCGGGAAUUUCAGCGUUUGGAUUACGAGAUAUCAGCGAAGGCUCGAUCGAGAUGCAGAAAAUUAAAAAGGUUCAAAGCUUCUUCAGGGGUUGGCUGUGCCGCAGGCGUUGGAAGCAGAUCGUCGAGCAGUACAUUAAAAGCCCUCAUGCUGAGAGCAUGCGUAAGCGGAACAGCUUAGUGUUUCAAAUGGUGGAAGCCGAAGAAGAAUAUACGGAACAGAUGGAGAUAUUAGUAAGCUGUUUCUUGAGGCCUUUUAAGAUGGCUGCCAGUUCAAAGAAACCCCCUUGUAGUCACGAGGAUGUGAAUAGCAUAUUUUUGAAUAGCGAAACAGUGUUGUUCCUUCAUCAGAUCUUCCUGAAGGGUCUCACUUCUCGUAUGGAGAGCUGGCCCACUUUAGUUUUAGGCGAUUUGUUCGACAUGUUACUACCAAUGUUGUCAAUUUAUCAAGAAUACGUCAGGAACCACCAUUACAGUCUUCAAGUGUUGACUGAAUGCAAGCAAUCAUCACCUUCGUUCGCUGCAUUGCUCACUAGAUUGGAGAACAAGACUGCUUGCGGAGGACGUUCACUGGAGACCUUUUUAACGUAUCCUAUGCAUCAGAUUCCAAGAUACAUUAUUACGCUGCACGAAUUAUUGGCCCACACUCCUUACGAUCACGUUGAACGAAAAAGUUUACAAAAUGCGAGGCAACAAUUGGAAUAUUUAUCGAGACAAAUGCACGACGAGGUCAGUGAAACAGAAAAUUUACGGAAAAACUUGGCCGUAGAACGAAUGAUCGUAGAGGGCUGCGAUAUUUUACUCGACGUGAAUCAAGUGUUCGUCAGACAGGGUACGCUCAUCCAAAUCUUAGAUAAACCAAAAGGAGCUCGAAGUAGAUUGAGCGCGACGUUUGGAGGCAAAGGUGGUGGCGAUAAGGAAGCAGUCAGACAGUGCUUUCUCUUUUCCAAUCAUUUGUUACUAACGACGCGUCAAUCGGACGACGAUGGUCGUUUGAAUCUUGUCCCACAAAUAGGAAAAAUACCUCUUUCCGAUGCGGUGUUAGUGGAGGAUCCUAACGAACAGAGUACCGCAGAUGACGAUGCUUCUUCGACUUUGGGCCUGCGGCGACAUUCCAAGCAGUGGAUGAUCUGUCUUUUGCAAAACGGCAUCAGCGAGAGCAGCGGAAGUGGUAGCGGAAGUGCCAGUAGCCAACUGCAGAACCGUGACUUCAAAAUCAUACUCGACUUAAAAUCUGGCGGAUCUCAAGUUACCGUACACCUCGUAGCUCCUACUAUUCAGGAGAAAGCUGCUUGGAUAAGCGAUAUCAGCCAGUGUAUGGACAACGUUCAGUUCAACGAUUUAGUUCGAGGCUCGUUGUCGGACACUAGUUCCGUCACGAUGCCUCAAUCCAUCAGGAACGACCCGAAACUGUUCAAGGAUGACGUAGAUAUCAGAUUCAGUAGGACCUUAAAUUCCUGCAAGGUGCCGCAAAUCCGAUCAGCCACUCCUGAACGACUACUUCAACGUCUGACGGAUCUCAGAUUUCUCAGUAUAGAUUUUCUCAAUACGUUUUUGUUAACGUAUCGAGUAUUCACCAGUGGCGUUACUGUACUGGAAGCUCUGAAGAAAGUGUUUUACGAGGCUGAGCCACCCGAUGCCGAGAUGCCUACUGGUUCUCUGGUAUCCUUAGACGUAUUGGGCGGAAACACAGCGGACUCGCAAUUGCACGUGGACGAUAGAAGACGAAGCAGCGUUUCACCACGAAGAACCAGCGGGGCUAGUUCAGUUUCUGGAUACGGAUCGGAAAUAAGCGACAGCCGUGAAGCGAAGAGUCACGGUUCCUGUGACUCUAGCAGCGGCGGAUACACGCUCAAUUCAAAGGGAUAUUGGCGCAGUGGCGGAUAUAAAAAGGUGGACGAGGAGCAGCAACUAGGUUUGAUUUCGGAAGCUCCUUCAAUUAUAAAACGAAGUCCUACUAUACAAUCGUCCACUGCGUCCAUUGGUUCUCAAUCUCCUGCAACACCACGAAAAAUCAGCAUUCGCGUGGACAAAGAAAAGAAAGAAGAAGACGAUGGCUGUCAUUUAACGAUACCAAAGGUCAUUGGUGUUUCGUCCAGCUCUGAGACACUCACGGAUAAUACGGUAAUAAGCGCACCGUCCUCUCCUAGCAAUCUGAGUUCUGUUACGUUGGUUGGGUCAACUGGUUCAGGGUCAGGAUCAGGAUCGGAUCGAAGUCCACAGGAUGGGGUUACUUAUUCGCGUGGCGUCUCCGAAGAAACCGAUACACCUGUAGCAACGGAUCCGCCAAAAGGGGAGGAACAGUUUAUCUACGAGGAUGCCGAGUCUGAAACAUCGAAACAAGCGAAAGAGGAGACACCGACGAAAACUCCUACAACGCCAAAGGCGACAGCCAUCGAAACAACCGAGAACGAAGCAAGCAAACACGAGAAAGAGAAACAGCCCGCGAAAGAAAGUGAAAGCAGCAGUCCAUCGGCUCAGCCGCCGUCUCCUCAACAAAAUCAGCUGAAUCAACAGAGGCAACAUCUACAUCAUAACGAACAUAGAGCAUCCAUCGCCUCUGCUCCUGCGGCUACCGCGCGAAGUAGCUCGAUUUCUACGAUAACUGGAAAUUAUUGGAUGAGCAGGCGAUCGAUUCAAGAAAUCGAAAUGUCUUCCCAACAAGGCAACUUCCAACAUGACCAGGUUUCCAGCAAAGCUGGAGUAGUGAUUACCAGCUUUCGGCAGAGUCAUCGAAGCGUUGGACCUGUACCUAUCUGGAGUAGUACCUCGACGGCUGCAACUGCAUUCGCAAUUGCAACAUCUGCGUCGAGCAACCCCCCGGACAAAGGCAUUGAUGGAAAUAAUCGCAGUGGUUCUUGUCGAGACAAAAACAGGCGCAAGGAGUCGGUCAUGUCAACUGCAGCCACGAUGCGAGUGUUAAACGUUUUGAGGCAUUGGGUCUCGAAACACGCUCAAGACUUCGAGUCUGAUCAGACGUUGAAAAAUCUGACGAUCGAGUUUCUCGAGGAUAUCAUGUACUGCUCGAAUCUUCUUCCGGCUGAACACAAAGCCGCGAGCCAACUUCUUCGAUUGAUCACGAAAGAAGAGCCAGAGAGCAACAAAGUGGAUCUGAAGAAACUGUUGGCAUCUCCCACUGUGCAAACGAAAGAAAGCAUCGAGACGCUAUCGGCGCUUGAAAUCGCAGAGCAAAUGACGUACUUGGAUCACAAGAUCUUCGUGUCUAUUUCAAGCGAGGAAUUUCUUGGACAAGCGUGGAUGAAAACUGACAAGGCUACACGCGCACCGCACAUUCUCUUGAUGACGAAGAGAUUCAACGAAGUGUCGCAGUUGGUGGUCUCCGAGAUUAUCCGACGUUCGAACAUGUCAGCGAGAGUUGCAGCGAUCGAGAAAUGGGCCGCAGUCGCGGAUAUCAGCAGGGUUUUGCACAAUUACAACGGUGUGCUGCAGAUUUGCGCAGCUUUUACAAACAGCAGCGUCUUCAGAUUGAAAAAGACUUGGGAAAAAGUUUCGAAAACGACGAAGCAAACGAUCGAGAGACUACAGAAUAUCGUGUCUUCGGACGGUCGCUUUAGAAACCUACGGGACGCUUUGCAUCGAUGCGAUCCACCUUGCAUUCCUUAUUUAGGAUUAUAUCUGACCGAUCUUUCUUUCAUAGAAGAGGGUACACCAACUAUGACCGAAGAUGGCCUUUUAAACUUUUCCAAAAUGAGAAUGAUUGCCCACGUGAUUCGAGAGAUACGACAUUUCCAGCAGACACCCUACAAGAUCGAACUGAUAACGAAAGUUACGAAUUAUCUGCUGGACCCGUCGUUGAUGCUAAACGAGAAGGAUCUAUAUCGCAUGUCCUUGGAGAUCGAGCCAAGAACAUCCAGGCUAAGUAGUUCAACCUUAAUUAAUCUGCCACCUUCUGUGAGCCAUACAUCCACAAAGUAAUCUUAAGUAUCAAGCCACUUCAAUUAUCGAUACGUAAUUAUCCUUGUCUUAUCCUCGGGCUAUUUUCUAGAUAAUACGGAAAACAUUAAAAGAGAGAGAGAGAAAAAAAAAGGAAAGAAAUACUCACACCGAGCGUUGAAUCUCAAUUGCUCAAUUGUGAUUAUGAGAAGCGUUUGCGGGUUUAAAUGUGCACUCAACUCGUUGACUCUGUACGAAUCGUACGAGUAGCAUUCUCGUUUUUUAUCACGAGAAAAGGACGAAAUAAAUGUCUAGGCGAAGUUAUAAUCCAAAGCCUAACCGGCGAGCGUAUCCUGAUAUUCCCCAAGUUUCUUCGAAAGUAGAUGUCCAAUAUUUCUUGCAAAUAGUACGAACGGCGUCGGUUUAUGUCGGACACGAGCCAAUGUGUUUUCAACCCCGUCCAUUUCUGUCCAGUCUCGCUCGUCGUCACAGUCGCAGUAACGUCCGUUUUCCCUAUAUUUCCACUCGUGAAUUUCAAUGUGUGUUUACGUGGAAUCCGAGAAAAGCGAUGUUCGUUGCUACUUGAGGGAGGAAAAUUUCUGAAUAUAUCGAUCGCGCUGUGCCAUCUUCGCGUACGAUGCGCGAUCGAAAUUUUCAACAUUUUUGUUAGAACGCUGGAUCGUUCCGGUCACAGGUACACGCGGAGGAAAAGUUUAUAGUUUGUACGAACGUUACCAGCAUAUUUCUAUUUUAUUUAGUAAACCGUGUCGAUCACUGUCGUCGACAUGUACGAGACGUACGAUUCGGUCGAGAGACGACGUUAAAGUGAUGGACGAUACCGGUGACAUCGUUUAUUUCGACGGAAUGUAGACUAGCUGACGAAACCGGAGAGAUUUCGAUCGUUGAUUUUUAGUUAAAGUCGCUGAAUCGAGCAGUAUUAAUCCCUGAGACGGGCCAGUGCAAACGAAUAUUAAUAUUAAAAAUGCUAGCGACGGAGAUUAGCAGCAAAGAUCGAAGAUUGUAUUUGACAAUCAGUAGAGUAAUGAUAUAAUGCCUUCGAUCGGCUCCUAAUCCUAAUCUAACUUUUACUCCCUUUUUCCAAACUUCCCUAUUCUUAUCGUUUCUUAAUGUCGUUACAACAAUGUCGUAGAGAUAUAUAGUAUGUGCUUAAUUUUACAUCUUUUUAUUUCUUUCUCCGAUAGUACCAUGUUUUAUAAGAAAAUUUGCCGAGGAGUUUCGUUAGGAGAGCGGGACCUAUCAUAAUUUCCAUCGUAUCGAUAUUUUUCUCCAUCGAAAGAUCGAUCGAUAACAGUGCAAAGUGUGAUUUCUAUUUCGUGUAUUUUUAACACAUUUGUCGUGUAAAGUCUACUCGCAUAUUGAGAACGCGCAUAUCAUUAAAGAUGUAUCUAAAUGUAAUCCAAAAAUAUUUAUUCCGCCAUACUUGACGACACUUUUAGCGUGACUAUUCGAUGAUCGUAUCGUUAAAGUCGUCGUAACGAAUACGAGGAAAAUUAAUAUCCGUGUCAUCUCGCUGAAACAAACGGGUUAUUCAUUAAACUGGAUAGUUUACGCUUUGUUACGUUAUAUUGUAUACUUGGUCUUGCUUUAUUUAUUAUAAUUAAUCAAGAACAGAGGUGCUCGUGUUACGAAAAUUACUACGUUAUUAAAGAAUCGAAGAAGAAUGAAAAAGAUUUAUAACCAUCGAUUUAAAUGUCCGAACGCGGUAACGAAUUCAAUGACAAAGUGCUUAUCAGAUUGAGAUAUAUAAUACGUGCAAAAUAAUAGAAUAAAGGAAGAUGUUCUUUACGCAAGAAUCAUUAGCCAAAAAUAUACAUAGAAUAAUAUUCUCUGUCUCUUCUUCAUAUACUCUUUUUCGCCUUUUAAAAAGAAACUAUGUUAGUGAUAAGCUUCGGUAAUCAGCUGCAUCCUUCGUAAUCCUUUUUUUAUCCAAUUGUCAAAAGGACAUUCCACGGAUAAUCUUCGUUAUACUUUCCUCGAUGUAAGAUUCCACUUUAUAGUUUAUAGUCACGUGGAUCUCGGUAUUGGCUAUGCUUUGUAUUCGAAACGUUUCGGUUGUUUUUAGGUGUAUCGCAUAUCGUUUUGCGAAUUUCUAUUUACCUCUCUUUUAUCUAGAUACGAUAUUAUACUAAUUCUAGUCAGUCUGUACACCGAGAAUGAGAAAAAAGGAACAUGACGUAUGGGCUACGUGAAACAUAUUCUCCAGCUAGCACGUUCCCCGCACAAGUUUCACGCGAGUAAAACGAUCAACGGGAUAUUAUAGCGAGCCACUUUUCCAUAACAAUUGUAAAUCCUGAACUAGUCGUGUUUUUUUUCUGUUGAUCGUAGCUUGUUUGAUUGUAAAUUUACAUUGUAUAAAUAUCUGUGAUGGAAAAAAAUAAUAGUUAUUGUAAAUACGAAGCGUAUCGCUCAUAAAUGUUGUUGAAAGUCAAAUGGACUAUAACCUGCGUGAUUAACGUAAACCAUGCGUAAAAUUUUAACACCGAUGUUUUCGUCAACGUCGAAUACACUCGUAAAACAAAACUAUCGAUUCCAAGGGAUUAUACGAGGACAAAUGUAUUCGUCUGUGACAAAAUUCAAAAUGAAAUAUCAUGGUGAAGUACACAAAUGCAAUUCUCCAUUCUUUUCUUCUUCGGAUGUUUCGCGCAAAGGAAACGUAUAUUCGAUUAAUUUUCUAUUCGAUUACUCGCUAUACAAUAACCGUAUGCCAUUUAAUUCGAUAGGUUUAUAUAGGUCGUUUCAUGAAAAUCUCACGUGUUGCUGUUUCUCAAAUCGAUUACUUUUUGUCGUAUCUGUUAACACCGAUCGGGUUAAAAACGAUCGAAUUUGUGUACUUUCAUCGAAAGUCAUUUCUUCCUGGAGUUUCUAUAUUUUAAACGUCAAAUACUCUUACGGGUCAGGAAUAGAGUACCUGAAUACAAAGCCCCGAUCUCGUUAUUAAUUUUAUUAAUAACAAUGUAUCGUCGCUCUUAAAAGGAAACAUACGAAUUACCUUAAAAAUCUGUGUUCACGUGUAACUUUCUUUAGCAAAGGCUUCUGUAAAAACAGAAUUAUAUUUAAACAGAUUCCGGAUGGAAUAUAAAAAAACGUCGAAGCAAACAUACUUGUACAAAUUGAUACAUACUUGGAUAAUUUUGCGGAGCAUGUCAUUCUCGUAAUCAAAAUGUUAUCGAUUCUCUUUUGCGUUGCAGGAGAUUUCGUAUCUUACGUUCCAAGAUACAUCUCGUUAAAAGUAUCAGCUUUAUUUUAACAUAAUUUUAACACGAUUCAUACAUAUCUCGAAUCACCGAAAGAUCACGAGAAACGAAAAAAAGAUCUUUUACUUUCGCCCAUCUUUAUCGAUAUCAAUCCACGGAAGACAAUCCACGGAAUUUCCAAAAAUGUAUCGUUGUUGAUCGAUCGAGACCAGUAAAAAAUAUGUGCCAAUUUCUUUUCCAGACACGAUAAACCGUUAGAAAGCUGAUCCUACGAUCGAUUCAUAGCGAAGCUCGUGUAACGUUGUAGAAAGAUAUUCUCUACUAAAGUUACUUAUUCAUAGUCUGCCAAUGAUUUAUCAUUUAUCGUAUUUAUAAUUAAAUUCCUUCGCUUGUACAUUAUCCUACAUACGCUUUUUCUAAACGUAGAGCUAUAUUUUCUUUCCACGGACUUGUCGAGUAAUUCCAGGUAUUUUGAGACGAAUAUAUAUUCAAUUUUCGAGUAAUGUUGCGCACAAAUUUGCACGCUCAGUCACGGAGCGCGUUUCAUUUGCAGCUUUGCAUAAAUUAUUUGAAAGACUAAUGUCGAGUUCACUGGUGUUUUUCUGUAUACACAGGCGCGCGCGCGCGCGCGUGCACACACACACGCACACACACACACGCGCGAAUACAUAAUAUUAAAUGACAAUUUAGACAGAACUAGGUAACUAUUACUGUUAUUGAUAAAUGCAGAUGUAAAUGGAUUAUUAUCUAUAUGACAAACGUUAUAGAAAUGUAAAAUUAAACGACGUUUCCCUCUAAACAUCAAAGCAAACGAUGUCUAUAGAUUCUAUAAAUUGUUAUGCCACUGUGUCGUGUGAAUAAUGUCGCAUAAGAUCUUCUCGAUAACGGGCACUUCUAAGAUUAUUAGUAAACCUUAGAUUAGUACGAUUCUUUAAUCAGAUAAAAAGAACGUGACAGGAAAUGUCAAUCUCGUACCUAUAAUCAGAACAUAGAUGUAAAAGGAAUAAGAGGUGACGGGGAUUUAAAAAUAUUUGAUGAGAAAACGAGGUGAGCUUUGACGAAUCCAAUCUUUAUAAAAUUCUUGAUUAUAUUAAUUUAUUUAACGUCAAUCACUCGAUACCUUAAACGGUCGACAUUUAAUCACUCGAUAAAUACAGCUUUUCUUUUUUUUUUUUUACUUUGAGACUCGUUCGAAAACGUUAAAAGUUCGCUUAAAAAAAGAAUUGUAAAAGUCUCACCAAUGGAAUGGAACGUUGAACGUUUCGACUUAAGGAUAAUGUUCAUAAUGGGAAAGUAGAUGACCUAGAACGAAAGUAUCGUGGAAUAGUUUUGUUACUAUGUAACACAGGACACUCGUAAGGAUUACAUUAUUCGACCGAACGAAUUUCCGAUGGCUCGCUGCCGUACAAAACUUUCACAAUCAGAGAGAUAAUCAAAACAAAUCCGAAUACGUACUCUGUAGCGUAAUGAAAGAACUCUUAAACACGUAUGUACGUGUACGUACAUGCGUGUAGAUGUAUACGUGUAAAGUGUCCGAUUCUAUUCAACAUUAUUUAAUUUAACGUUCCUUUAAAAACGCUAGAUCUUGUAACAAUAAGCGUGUCUGACAACAAAAUGAUUUCACAUGAUUUAUAUUUAUAUUACGUACGUUGUAAUUAUAUGUACUUAGUUAACGUUAUGUUUCAUUUGAAUUUAUUUAUCGCAAUUACGUACUUCAUCUUAAUCUUUAAUUGUAUUAUAUCGAAAUAAAGCAAUCAAAUAUUUUCAACGUAUUUUGCGUUAUAAAUGUUUAAUUGUUUAUUCUGUAUAUCACAGACGUUGUUUUAGUUAUUCGUAAAGAUAAAUUUAAUACGUCUGAAAUUUUCGUCUAUGGAUAGUAAAAGGAAACGAUCGAAAGCAAAAUUUAAUCAAUUCUUUCGCAAAGUAAAAUAUAACUUCGGAAGAGCAAUCGAUAAAUUUGUAUAUUCGUACUUGAUGCAAGGUUUGUAUUAUCGUAAUUAUAAUUUUUCAGUUAUGUAUGUCGACAAAUCAAUAAAUUAGCGAUGGAAAGUAAGCUUCUUUUAUUUUCGUUUUAUUUGUGAAUUUAUUUAUGAAAAUCCGCGCGCUAAUCGUAAGAAGUUCGAAUUUAUUCGAUUCACCUAACAAUAUCGAUCUAAUAAGAAGCCUAAAACUAAUCGAGCUAAAUUAUCAAAUAUUUCACGUAGUUACUAUUUACGUAGAAACGUUGAAAACGAACGCAGGCAAGUGCUCGAUCUAUGGGAAGGUACAUGGGAAACGUACAUCAACAUAAGCAUCGUAUACUUUACGGAACAUGGAAAGCCUGAAAUCCGUGCAACACACGAUUUUCUUUUAAUGUUUUGAAUCACCAUAACUCGAGAAUAUUUCAUCGGUAUGAUACUCCAACUUAGAUCGUUGAAUUUUUAGCGAUCCGCGCUGUACUUUUUUAUGAAAAUGGAAACAGCCGUGUUCCAGUUAAAGAUGCCAGUUAAAUUCACGAAACGAGUAUACAAAGUCUUUGAAGCGCGUUAUACAUAUUCGUUGUAAAACCUAAGAAUCUUUAAAGGACGAGUUUCGUUCGUUAAAAAGAAGCUUAGAUUUUCAAAACGAUGUAUAACGGUUAGUGUCGUUCCCAAAAUUUUCAGCAACGCAACGGUGAAGAUGAACAACUGUUAAAAAUUAGAAUUUACUUGUGGACGGUGAUGAGAUUGGAAAUUUCGAGCAGCUAUCUCGAUUAGAAACUCGAUACGUUAUCUAUUUAAGAUUACGUUUAAGACGUUCGAAAAUAUCUAUAAAUUAUAAUUGCGCGUGGAUGCGUGUGCACAUGAGAUACGAACGAAUGAAUUUGCGUGAUAAUUGUACAUUCGUAGCGUGCGACCACGUUCCUUUAACAUAGUUAAACUUAAGCGGAAUAUUAUCGAUCACAAAUCAUCAGCUGGUUGUGAGUAAAUGUUAAUUAUAUAUCCACCGUUGACGUGGACAUUUAGAUGUACGAUGUCAGCAAUUAGACCGAGUAGUUUACACCGAUGCAAGAAUUACGAUGCGUUAACCGAUUGUCAGAGGAAAUCCUUAAAUUAUAACAAAGCACGAAAUCGAUACAAUCGCAAUGAGUAUGAUCGAGGGCACCUUUUGUUAUCCUAACUUAAAGUUAUAGCCGUAAGAGCUUUUUUACUUUACCGUGAAUAACUGGGUUCUAACUUUAUCCUCUUCUUUAAAUUACACGCUCAAAGUUAUAUGCGGUAUUUCAUUUAAAUUAUGACAUUUUACGAGGAGAAAUAACAACCUCUUAUUAAUCGUUAUACUUAAAGAAACGUAAUUGUUCCAAAUUUUUGAAUUUGUUGCCAUCGAGAUAUACGUUUACCGUAACUUUAAGAUCAAAAUGCCCGCUUGAUAUAUCUUAACGUUGCUUCGAUUAAGAAACGAUUAUCGUAAAUAUAAAUUAUAAUCGGAAUUUCUUCCAAUGAUAUCGCAUAAAACUGGAUUGCAUAUCAUUUUGAUAAUUAUCACGGAUCAAUAAUUUUCCUAACGGACAAACGUUAGGCAUCGUGCGCCAAAUGAUACAAUGUAAUAACUAACUUCUGCAUUAACUUUAUCGCAACGUUCAAUGUAAAUAUCGUAGAAUUACUAUUGAGAUUGUGAAAAGUGGCUUGCAGGAUUGAGUCAAAGAACAUGCAAGAGAGACGAUACGUAUGUUCUGUAGCGUGUAAUUGCGAUCUCACUCGUUAUAACACUGUAUGUCAUCUUUGAUUCAAUCGAGUACUUCGAUGUCACAUAUGUUUUUAUAAACUGGUGAGAAGCAAAUACGACGAAGAAAAGAGUUUCCUUGUUGAAGAAUAAUUAAGAAAGAAGGCCAACGUCUAUUCAAAUAUCAAUUUGAAUGCUAUACAUUAAUCGUUAAUGCUGUCUAUUAUCUAUCAAACAUUUUAUAUCUUUUCUCUCUCGAUCUGUAUACAUUAAAUAGAAAAUAUUCUUCUGUAA